Molecule: messenger RNA, 750 nt
Organism: Periconia digitata
Lineage: Eukaryota; Fungi; Ascomycota; Dothideomycetes; Pleosporales; Periconiaceae
Source: the annotation of a GenBank genome assembly
UUUCCCUGACAACCCCCCUCGUCUUUGCUUGGCGCGUCGACACGGCCCGCGCUCAGGCCUGUUCCCCCCCGUCCCAUCAAACAGACUUACAGCCAAAACCAAAACCACCGACUUUCCUCUCACGAUCCAAUUCUUGGGAUACACAUAUCUCUCCUUGCAUAUCCACGCCAUCCUGCUGUUCUCUGCCCGAAAGAGCCCCCUUCAUCCAAUAACCUGCACCACCCUUUUUGAGAGAAAACAGACACAAUGGCCUCCACCAACUACCGCGAAGCCUUCCAGCUCUUCGACAAGCGCGGCAACGGCCGCGUCGAGCGAGGCUCCCUGGGCGACCUCCUCCGCGCCUGCGGUCAAAACCCCACCCUCGCCGAAAUCACUGAGCUCGAGCGCGGCGUCGGCGCAGACUUCGACUUCGAGACCUUCAGCAAGAUCCUCAACCGCCCCGGCGGCUUCCGCGAGCCCUUUGAUAUCGAAGAGUACAUCCGCGGCUUCCAGGUCUUCGACAAGGACCGCUCGGGGUUCGUCGGAAAGGGUCAGAUCAAGUACAUUUUGACGAACCUGGGCGAGAAGAUGAGCGAGGAGGAGGUCGAGGAGCUGUUCAAGAGCACCAUUGAUACCGGGAAUAACGAGGUGGACUACAGGGGUGAGUUUGUCCUAUCUUUCUCUCUCUCUCUCUCUCUCCCUUCACUCGCGGGUGCAUGGGAGACAGUGUGCAUGAUGGCUUUGGACUGUGCUGACGUGAUAUGUGUGUGA